AUGUUCAUUACAAUGAACCCGGGGUACGCGGGACGAGCAGAACNAGAACUUCCUGAAAAUCUUAAGGCAUUGUUCAGGUAUGUUGCAUGUUUACUCGUAUUAUGUAUUUAAUAAUUUUCUAAAACAAAGAAAGAUUUUAAAAUUUGAAUUCCCUCCAGACCUUGUGCCAUGGUGGUACCAGAUUUUGAAUUGAUCUGUGAAAUCAAUUUAAUAGCAGAAGGUUUUCAGAGUGCGAGAAUACUUGCGAGAAAAUUCAUAACCUUGUAUAGCCUUUGCAAAGAAUUAUUAUCAAAGCAAGAUCAUUACGAUUGGGGUCUAAGAGCUAUAAAAUCUUUAUUGGUUGUCGCCGGAUCAUUAAAGGUAAAUUAUAAAUUAUAAUAAAAGUAAAUUUCGUGAAACCAACAAUAUUACGAUUGGGGUCUAAGAGCUAUAAAAUCUUUAUUGGUUGUCGCCGGAUCAUUAAAGGUAAACAUGUUCAUUAUAAAUUAUAAUAAAAGUAAAUUUCGUGAAACCAACAAUAUAAAUAUAUUUUUAAAUUUUAAAGAAAAAAAUACAUUAAAAUAAAAGUCAAACUUUUCCAAAUAACUGAAACAUUUAUGUAAAAUUAUAAUAAUUAUAUUAUACUAGAACUACAUAUAAUAUACAACCCAAUGUAUUUUGAAACAGCCGUAACGUAACAAAUUUAAUUUCAAUUUUAGCGAUCAGAUAGAAAUCGCCCGGAAGAUCAAGUUUUAAUGAGAGCUCUCAGAGAUUUUAACACCCCAAAAAUCGUAACUGAAGAUACCAGUAUAUUUAUGGGACUAAUUGGUGAUCUGUUUCCUGCACUUGACGUGCCCCGAAAACGUAAUUUAGAUUUCGAAAAAACGGUCCGCCAAGCUGCGCUUGACCUGAAACUCCAACCUGAAGACAAUUUUAUACUCAAGGUCUCCAUUUUCAUUGUUAUUGUCAUAAAAUGCGCCAUUUAAAUAUACAACCCAAUUGUUUUGUUGGCACAGGUAGUACAACUAGUGGAGUUGUUAGAAGUUCGACAUUCAGUUUUUAUAAUCGGUUUGGCUGGUACGGGAAAAUCUGAAGUCUGGAAAACACUGUACAAGGCCUAUUCAAAUAUGAAAUUGAAACCUUAUUUCAACGAUAUUGAACCGAAAGCAGUUACCAACGACGAGUUGUUUGGUGUUAUCAGUGCCACUACCAGGGAAUGGGUGGAUG
Messenger RNA from Cinara cedri, 1206 nucleotides. The record is from the annotation of a GenBank genome assembly. Lineage: Eukaryota; Metazoa; Arthropoda; Insecta; Hemiptera; Aphididae.